Messenger RNA from Ylistrum balloti, 6174 nucleotides. Its product is annotated as serine/threonine-protein kinase PAK 1-like. The transcript is spliced from 8 exons. Gene Ontology annotation, biological process: regulation of MAPK cascade; regulation of axonogenesis; intracellular signal transduction. Gene Ontology annotation, molecular function: ATP binding; protein serine/threonine kinase activity. The record is from RefSeq and is a predicted model, not a curated record. The coding region runs from base 107 to 1651 and encodes 514 amino acids. Lineage: Eukaryota; Metazoa; Mollusca; Bivalvia; Pectinida; Pectinidae. Gene Ontology annotation, cellular component: cytoplasm.
AAGCCCCCAAAAAGUUUGUUUGCCGUCUGUUCCUGUCUCUUCUACAGCAGCAGGACUACGACACAAAGACUCGUUAGAUUCAGCGGCCAAAUAUUAUCAGUAGAGAAUGAUGAUGGAACUCAGAGGGCGCAUAUUAUUAGACAAAAUGCCGUUUGGCAAAAAGACAAAGAAGUCGACCUCGGCAGAGGCACCGGUGAUGCAUAUUUCUGCACCAACCAUGGUGAAGCACAACUUUCAUGUUGGUUUUGAUAAAACUACAGGAACAUUUCAAGGCCUACCACCUCAUUGGACGGCGUUAUUGCAACAUUCAAACAUCUCUUCGGAGGAACAGGAAGAGAACCCAGAGGCAGUCAUCAACUCACUUCGACUGUUUACAAAGUCUUUCAAACAUAAACCUACUGACCAUCAAAAGUAUCUCAAAGUAGCCACAACGAUCGAUGAAUCUGAUGAUGAACUAGAUAGUGAGGAUGAUUCUUCACGGCGAUCAAGCAAGCGCGAUUCAGAUGAUCCCCCUACGCCUCAUCUCGACAACGGCGAUGACCCCCAGACAGAUGUUUUCGUCCAGGUGCCUGACAACAAGGACCUCAAAGAAGCCACCCCCACACAAAUAGCCUCAAAGGACAAGAAUGAUGAAGUUGACGCUGUGGACAGAGUCAUUGAAGCAUGUGCCAAGGUCAAAGUUAACGAAGAAACUCCAGAGGAAGAAGAUGCACCAGUUCGCAGACACAAAACACAGAAGAAAAAUCUCUCAGAUACAGAAAUUAACUCCGCCUUAGAAAAACUGGCCACACCAGGAGAUGCCUUAGAGAAAUAUGAUACCCACAAGAAACUUGGAGCAGGGGCUUCAGGGACAGUAUGUAUGGCUAGUCCUCGGAACCCAGCUGAGGCAGGUAAAGUUGUAGCUAUCAAAAUAAUGGACCUCAACAACCAGCCCAAGAAAGAACUUCUGAUUACAGAAAUAGAAGUAAUGAAAACGCACAAACAUCAAAACAUUGUCAACUUCCUCGACUGUUACUAUUUGGACGUAAAACAGGAAUUAUGGGUAGUGAUGGAGUAUCUUGAUGGAGGAGCUUUAACAGAUGUUGUCACGGAAACCGUGAUGAAUGAGGGACAGAUUGCUGCGGUGACCCGCGAGUGUUUACAGGCUUUACACUUUCUCCAUUCUAGAAGUAUUAUUCACCGCGACAUUAAAAGUGACAAUGUACUACUAGGCAUGAACGGAGCUGUCAAACUAACUGACUUUGGUUUCUGUGCUCAGUUAAGUGGAGACAACUGCAAACGCCAAACUAUGGUUGGGACACCAUACUGGAUGGCACCAGAAGUCGUGUCCAGAAAACAUUACGACAAAAAAGUUGACAUUUGGAGUAUGGGAAUUAUGAUAAUCGAGAUGUUGGAAGGUGAACCUCCAUACCUGAACGAGACCCCACUGAAAGCCAUCUACCAUAUUGCAGCCAAGGGAAAACCCGAGAUAAAAAACUUUGAAAAACUGUCCAUGGAACUUCAGAAUUUCCUCAACAUGACUUUGGAGGUGUCUGUGGAUGUAAGGGCAGACACUGCAACACUACUGAAGGACGAGUUUCUCCACAAGGCGAAGCCACUUUUGUCACUUAAACCCCUGAUAGUUGCUGCUAAGAAUGCAACUGGUCACUGAAUAGUUAGUAGGCAAGGACUGGUGAUUGACAUUGUAUCAAUAUGAAGACAUGGACAGUUCUUUAUCACCAUCAAUUUUAUAUGUUUUACUGUGAUAGGAACUUCCGAUGUAUGACUUCUACUGGAGAUAACAAAGACACAGUAUGAUUGUUACAGAUGGCAGAAAGAACACAGACACUGUAAAACUGCUUGUUACGGUUGGCAGAACACCAUUGCCUUUCAAUAUACAGAAAACAAGAUUUCGGCUGUGAAAAAGAUUGAUAUGCCAUAAUAUUGAUGUUAAUUUCAAGAAAACGGUGAUAUGUCCUAUUUUUAGGUUUGUAAUUUGAUGGAAAUUGGUCAUUACUUACAACGGUAGCCUUAGGACCAUUAAUCUCUUUCAUAAAAUGAAUAUCUUGAAUGUUUUUGUUUUUCACAGAUUUUCUGUAGUGAUAAAAAAUUUUGAAUUUAUAUGUGUACUCGGCUGACAAAUGCAUUUUAACUGACAAUUGAACAAUAUCUGUUAUUAGGAAUCAGAUGGUAUGUAUCAUGUAGGAGUGGGUGGAUGGGAGGUUUUGUUAUCAGAGAUACUGGGACAUGACAGAAGGUGUUUUUUGAAGGUGACCAGGUUAAGAUUUUAUGUUGCAUCAGUUUCAAAAGAGGUGACAAGUUCUUGUGGAAAGUCCCCAAUUGCUUGUGGUUUAGUUUUGGAAGGGGUGAUAACUCUUAAUCCAUUCAAUCUGUUAAUUAUGAGAUGAAAUCUUUGCUAUAUCUUAUUCAUUUAAUUUUGCAACACUAGCAUUGUGCUUAAAGGUGAGUUUAUGUCCACCUGUCAUGUUUUAACAUCAUUACUGAUGUCUUUUACAGGGAUUGUUUUACUCUAGAGUCUAGUGAGACUAGAUGUGACCGUUGACUUUUAAUGAUACAAGUCAUCAUUCCAUAUUUUAGUGGUACUGUCUGCCUUGGUUUGACAGAUAUGUUUGUAUAACCUGGUUAUGUGUGACGUGUUUAUAGCCUGUGCUUCAUGAGUAAACCUAGUUGAUUUUUGACAAUAAAUAAGGAGAACUGAUGAAGUUCAAUUGUAAUGAGGUUAUAUAACUGGUGCAUAGCCUACCAUUGUGUGAGAAAAACUAAGAUGAACCAAGUUAAAUGUGGAAAAAAACUGGUAUAAAUAUAAUUUGUUUAUAACCUGGUUAUGUGUGACAUUAACUAGUUAAUAUACUAGGAGUAUAACAUGAUGGUGUCAAACUAUUGUAUAACCUAGUUAAGUGUGACAUUAACCAGUUAAUAUGCUAGGAGUAUAACUUGGUUAAGUGACAAUAACAAUGUUGCAAAUGUGGCAAUAUGACAAAUUCAUCACAUGGUCAAGUUAGAGUUGAGGGAAAUGUUUUGACACAGAGAGCAAAUGUGUUAAUAGCUCAGCAGAAUUUAUAUAUUACCACCCAAAACAAGCAACAAAAUGCUUUAUACAAUAAGUAUUAUGAGAAAUAUUCAUGAAUUGUUUCUUAGCUUUUUAAAAUAGUUUAAAUUGGUUAUGAUCGAUCCAGUUACAGUACAUAUUGUGGUAGAGAACACUUGUUUACUUUCCUUGGCUCAGAUUUAAUUUUCCUGAACAUCGAAGUUAUAUCCUUGUUAAAAAUUUUUAUAUAUAGAGUAAUUGAUUUUAUGUAAAUUCUAAUGCUUAGCUAUUUAAAGCAUUGUAUAUGUGCAUCCAUUCCAUUCAACAUUUUUGUUUAACAAAUUGUUUAUGCUUGAUGGAAUCAGAAAAGUUUUUUUUUAUAUAUUUGAUCAUCUGGUUACUGUCAUAUUGUCUUUGAUUUCUGUUUUGUGAUCAUGGCUAUGUUAAAGGAGCCAGUUAACAGAAAUGACCACGUGCAUGUUACACAUAAGAUUGGCUUUGAUAUGAAAUAUUAUUGGUAAAUCUUUCAAAGCUACUUAAUAUAAGGUUCAUGAAUUACAGUUUUACAAUGGGAUGGAUAAAUGGGAAUACUCUGACCUAUUUCAUGAUAGGUUUUAUCUGUCUUCUACAAAGUUUUGAAAAAAAAUCAGUCUACCAUCAGUUGUCUUAUUGAGUGUACAUGUGACCAAAUGAUGUGAUAAACCCUGUAUGUGGUAUUGUGGAGGAUUAGAACAUGGCGAUUUAUUCCACAGGUUUUCUGUCUACGUGGCUCCUCCUUUGCUGGGUAUUGUCUCACUGUCAAACAUCAGUGUUCUGGUGACAUGAGUGGGCAACCUGCAUAACUAUAAGGGGUGUUGUGGAACAUGGUGAUAUAGAAUACAUAUUCGGUAUCUGCACGAUUAUCAACAAAAUUAUGAUGAUAAACACUUUAUUUCUCACCAAAAAUUUAAAAUAGAAUUUUUUUCUGUGGUAGAAAGCUCUUAUCUUUAAUUGUGUAUCAGCCCAUCAUUUAAUCAGCACCUGAAGCUGUCGUUUAAAAUCAAAAUGUAUAAACCUAUAUGUAACUAUUCUUCCUUUCAUGAUUAUUUUGUCAGCACAAAUUUCUGACAACCUAAAGAAAUUUGACCAUGGUUUUGCUGUUCAUUGCUUUAUGAAAUUGUGUUUUUUUUUUGCAUUUAAAAACUAGACUCUCAACAGUAACAUUUAAAAUAUGAAAAAGAUAGCAAUGUCACAGCAAUGUCUCACAGCAAUGUCACAAUGUUGAUGUUGGCUGCUCUAUAACAGUAAGCCUGUUAAAUGCAUUAAUUAUAUAUUCACAUCCAGUGCAUGUUAAAAAGCUGUAUUGUGAACAAUUAGUAUUUGGACUUAAUCCUUAGUGGUCUAGAGUGAUCAGACUUUUUCAUCGUGUUAUUAGAUGACAUCUAUGCAACCAUGUGUGUGAGUACACGUUUGAAGGCCUAGUGUGUGAGAACAACAUUUGUAUAUAUAGUUACAGAAUGAUACUUUCAUUAUUUAUUUAAAUUGUGUACUAACUGGCUUCUCUGCAAUAGGAAUUACCUCCCUUGUACUGGAAAGUUAUCAGCUUUCUGGGUUAUAUACCUACUAAGAAAACAUCCAUGCUUUCUAAUAUUUAUAUAUUUUCUCCAUAAUCAAAAAGCUUACUAGGAACUCAUAUUUUUUGUUACUGAUUAAAGAAUUGAUUAAACAUACAGUACUGUUAAAAAAAGUACUGAUUUGUAGAAAGGAUUGAUAUAUUUGGUAUGAUAAUAUUAUAUACAAUAUCAAAGUAUGAACAAACUCUAUUACCAGUCAUUACUCACUGUAGAGAGAAUGAAACCGUGGGAUUCUAUAAGAAUGUAAUUAAUAUUGUAUUUUAUGUCACUUUAAGGUGGUAUGUAGUUGUUGGUUAAUAAUUUUGUCCAUAGCGUAUAAUGAGUACAAAUAUUUGGAAACCCUUCCCUGGAACCCCCAAGGUGUGGUAAAUUUCUUGAUACCCAAGGUCUUGUAUGUAUACUGAACCCACAGGAUGUGUAAAUUUCUUGAUACCCAAGGUCUUGUUUGUAUACUGGACCCCCAGGAUGUAUAAAUUUCUUGAUACCCAAGGUCUUGUAUGUAUACUGGACCCCCAGGAUGUGUAUGUGUACUGGACCCCCAAGGUGUGGUAAAUUUCUGGACCUCAAGGUCUUGUUUGUAAACUGGACCCCCAGAAUGUGGUAAAUUUCUGGACCUCAAGGUCUUGUUUGUACACUGGACCCCAAGAUGUGUAAAGUUCUUGAUACCCAAGGUCUUGUAUGUACACUGGACCCCCAAGGUAUGGUAAAUUUCUUGAGACCCAAGGUCUUGUUUGUCUGGACCCCCAAGGUGUGGUAAAUUUCUGGACCUCAAGGUCUUGUUUGUCUGGACCCCCAAGGUGUGGUAAAUUUCUGGACCUCAAGGUCUUGUUUGUAUACUGGGCCACCAGGAUGUGGUAAAUUUCUGGACCUCAAGGUCUUGUUUGUAUACUGGACCCCCAAGGUGUGGUAAAUUUCUGGACCUCAAAGUCUUGUUUGUCUGAACCCCCAAUGUGUGGUAUAUUUCCUGACCCCAAAUGUCUUGUUUGUCUGGACCCCCAAGAAAUGGUAAAUAACUUUACCUCAGGGGGUAUAAUUUGAAUCCACAGGUCUAAAAUACUUUAUGAUAAGUAAUGAUACCUAUAAACAAUACAUUGUAUUAUUUUUAAUUUUGCAUAUUUACUUCUAUUUUAUACAAAAAAUGUUUGUUUCAAGAAUAUCAUUUUUAUACACAUUGUUUUUAAACCAAUUUGUACACAUGUUAUGCAAAUUUGUCUUUUUGAAUCAUGGCCUUAUGUAACUUUUAUUUGCGGCACAAGUUUGUCUAUGGUUUAAAUGUCAUUUCUGGUGAACACUUGGUCUCAACAAGUAUUUUUAUUUAGGGUUAAAGCAAGUUUCCUUCAUGGCAGAUGUUCAGUGUGUCUUCAUGUCUAUUUAAUGUUAAUUUUGGAAUGGUAACCAGUGCGAUAAUGAAAUAAUAUUUCUGUAUAUUUUUGUACACAUCUUUCUACAUUCCUAUGCUUCUACUUGUAUGUUUAGGCUUUUAUUAUCAUUUCCAGAAAUCAUACGACAAUAAAAAUAAAAUUCUAGAAUAUA